Messenger RNA from Salvelinus fontinalis (brook trout), 5736 nucleotides. Its product is annotated as filamin-A-interacting protein 1-like. The record is from RefSeq and is a predicted model, not a curated record. Bases 466 to 4173 code for a protein of 1235 amino acids. The transcript has 6 exons. Lineage: Eukaryota; Metazoa; Chordata; Actinopteri; Salmoniformes; Salmonidae.
CAGACUUCCUCACCCUUACUCCCUUCCAUUCUCUCUCUGUCACAAGCACUCCCUCACUGACUCCUCAAAGAGUGUAUUUCCUUGGCUGACUUACAGAGAAAGAGAAAGGGGAGAGAGAGAGAGAGAGCGAGAGAGAGGAGAAUGUAAAGAGAAUGUGUGUAUGAGAGAGGGGAGUAGGGAGAGUGGAUAAGCGAGUAGAGCGAGAGAGAGACCCAGAUCUCUUUGCUGUAGCAUUUUCCUCUUGACCUGGAAUCCUAGAGGAGGAGAAAUGAGAGAGCAGAGCUGGUCCGUGUGAUGGCAUUCACUCGGUAACAAGGCAGAUGAACAUGAGUAGUAGUGAGAAGAGGAAUAAGAAGAGGUCGUCAGAGGACAUCGACAUACAGAAGGACAGACUGAGUCUCCUGCAGGAUUACCUUCAGCACCACUCCAAACCUAACCCUGGGGACCAGAAAGAACAGGUAGAGGAUGAGAUCCAAGAGCAGUGGGGUGGAAAGCCCAGCCAAUGGAGUACUGAGGGUUCCCCAGGCAAUGCAUGACAUAAACCAAGAAGAGGAAGUAAAUCUGCAUGCACCUAUAAAGAGCCUAAAGGUCAAAGUUCAACCAAACAAUGAGGAAGUGGAGGAGUUGGUGGUCUCUGACAUAGAAAAGUCAACUGAGGACAGCUCAGGGACUAGUGACCAAAGACUGGGAAUCAUCAACUUUACUAAAGAGGACCUUCUGAGGCUGCUAGGUGUCAUGGAAUGUGAGGUUCAGGCGAUGGAGGAUGUUAUCUGUGUGCUGAAGACUGAGAAGACACGGACGACUCUGGAGUCCCACUAUGGUUCUACAGUUCCUACCACAGCCCUCCAGGCCUUACAGAGAGACAGCUUUCUCACCACCAUCCGGACACACAAUGACAAGGUCUACCCGAGGCCAAUGGCUGAACUGGACCAUCUACAGGAGAAACACAAGGACACGUACCGGCGCAUGCUGGAACAGCUUCUAUUGGUUGAGAAGUGUCACCGGCGCACCGUGCACGAGCUGGACAAUGAAAAACGCAAACACACUGACUACAUGAGCAAGAGUGACGACUUCACUAACCUACUGGAGCAGGAGAGAGAGAGAUUGAAGAGGUUGCUGGAGAAUGAGAAAGCCUACCAGGUGCGUAAAGAGAAGGAGCACACCAAGCGUCUGGAGAAGGUAAGAGAGGAGCUGGUCAAACUGAAGUCCUUUGCCCUGAUGCUGGUGGAUGAGCGGCAACUCCACCUGGAGCAGAUGGAUCAGCAGAGCCAGAGGGUCCAGGAGCUGAUCCAGCAGCUGCAGGAGAGAGAGCAGACCCUGAACGACACCUGCGGCCGAGCACAGGAGGACUGCCAGAGGGCCCUGAGCUUGGAGGGCAAACUGAAGGAACACCAGGCCAAGUUUACCCAGGAGCAAGAGGAGAUGACAGCCAAGCUGGUCAGCCAGGAGUCCCAGAACCGCCAGCUGGAUGCCAAGCUGUCUGGACUCACCCACAGACUGGAGGAGCUGGAGGAGAGCAACGUAGCACUGAGGAGGUCAGAAAAGGAGCUGCGCGAGCUGAGGGAUAAGAUCAGCAAAGGGGAGUGUGGGAACUCUAACCUAAUGACAGAACUAGAGAACUUCCGCAAACAGGUAUUUGAGAUGAAAGGGCAGGACGAGGAAAUCACCAAGGCAGAGGUCCAGUACAGGGAGAUGAGGAGGAGGCUGCAGGAAGAGGAGAGCCAAAGGAAAGAACUCAAACUGCAGGUGGAGAAGCUCCAGAGAAGGAUGGUGAAGCUGGAGAGACUAGAGGGGGAGUUCGACGCCAGCAAGGCAGAGUGCUCCCAGUUACGCUCCACUCUGGAGAGAGGGAAGGGCAUGUCAAAGGAGCUCAACGAUGAACUGGUAGCAGUUAAGAUACGCAUGAAAGAGAUGGAAUCUUCUGAGUUGAGACUGGAAAAGACUGAGCAGAGCCUUAAAGAUGACCUGGCGAAGCUGAAGUCAUUCACUGUGGUAAUGGUUGAUGAGAGGAAAAAUUUGAUGGAGAGAAUGAAGUUAGAGGACAAGAAUUAUGAUUUGAGUAAGAUGUUCAAGGCUGAGCAGGGCAAGGUUAUGGAAGUGACUGAGAGAUUAAUAGAGGAGAGUAAAAAGCUCCUGAAGUUGAAAUCAGAGAUGGAAGCCAAGGUAGGGACCCUUACCAGAGAGAAAGGAGAGCUUAGUAUUAGGCUUGCUUGUGAAAUGGAAAAGAGCAAGGAUCUUAGCUACAAAGUCAGCCAAAUGAACAAGAGGUUAGAUGGAUUGGAGGAGGAAGGAAAUAUAGGCAAAAAUAACAUAGCAAAGAGGGAACUGGGAAGCUUGUCAGAUGGGGGUUUGAAAGAGUACAACAGGGUGAAGGAGCUAACAUUUGAAAUAGAGCAAUUAAAAAAACGCCUCAAGCAGCUGGAGGUUGUGGAGGGAGAUUUGAUAAAGACAGAGUAUCAGUACGACCUGCUGGAGAAAAAGUUCCUGACAGAACAAAACAAGGCCCACAUUCUCUCCCAGCAGGUGGAGGAGAUGAAGAGUCAGAUUUCCCUGGAUAAAGGCAUAGAGAAAGGAGAGGUGGAGAGCCAAGAAGUAGACCUACGACAGCGCUACAAGACGGAAGAGGCCAAAACCAGAGACUUGCAGAAUGACAUAGUAGCCCUCAAGGAGAAGAUCCACGAGCUGAUGAACAAAAAAGACCAGCUCUCUCAGCUCCAAGUGAACUACUCCUUCCUCCAGCAGAGGUUCCUAGAGGAAAAGGAGAAGAAGAACAAGAUGAGCAUUGAGGUCCUCCACCUCACCAAAGAGCUGGAGGUGACCAAGAGCCACAGCCGCACUCUAAAAUCCAGCCUGAAUGGGAGGAGGAUGGUGGACAUCGCCAUGGCGUCCACUGGAGUGCAGACUGAUGCACUGGCCACUGAGAUGGCAGAAGAGGACACCCCAGCUGUGUUCAUCAGGAAGUCUGUGCAGGAAGAGAAUCACAUCAUGAGUAACCUUCAACAGAAGUGCCUCAAGAAUCCCACAGAGAAAGCUGGUGGUCAAGAACACUUCUCACUCUCUGCUGCAGCUGACCUCAGCAUGAAGAAGUCUUGGAUUCCCUCGAUGCGGAAGAGGGAAAAUAUUCCUCAGGGUGGUAAUGUGGUCAAGUCUGUGGGUAUCAACAGUGAAUCCAUGCAUUCUGAGCUGACCAUGUCCCAAAAGGAAGGGCAGCCUUUACGCAUCAGAGUGACCCCAGACCACCAGAACAGCAUGGCUACCUUGGAGAUCAGCAGUCCCACUGCUGAGGACCUUUACUCCAGCUCCAACCUCAGUCCCACGCUACAGGUCCACCAGAAGUCUCAGAUUACCAUCAUUCCCACCCACACCCACACCACCACCUCUUCAAGGGGCAGAGCCAGCGCCAGGCCAGGGGGACCAGAGAGGGCCAAGUCCCCCGUCAGCAUCACCACCAUCUCCAGGGCCAAGUUACCAGAGUGCAGCAUGGCCUCCUCAUCUUCCUCAUCCUCUUCCUCUUCAGGCAGGCCCAUGUCACCUAUAUCCAUCAUGACGGUCAGCACAUCCAUGCUGUCCAACAUUUCCGCCACCCCAGAGCUCCAUGAGAUGACCAUGGCCCGGACAAUGUUCAAGGUCACCCCUGAGAAACAGAUGGUCCCCACGCAGAUCAGGAAGUACAACUCCAACGCCAGUAUCAUCACCACCACAGAGGACAAUAAGAUCCACAUCCACCUCCAUGGCUCCCAGUUCCAUAAGGGCCCCUCUGAGGGCCACAACAACAACAACACAGGCCCCAAGGUGGUGGUUAGGCCUGUUGGCAUGGCAACGGAGUGUAACAGAGAGAUAACGUUAUCCACGGGCACAGUGUUGCGCUCCACUCGCCACAGCACCUCAGCUCUCAAAACCACACCCAGUAAAGUGAUGAGCAGCAUCACUAUCACUCCAGUCACGUCCACCCCUGCCAGACCAACACAAGCUGUGCCUGGGCAUGAUGCCCACCCAUCCCGGGCAGGAUCCACCCGUAUCCCCAUCUCCAAGAGCCUGAAGACGGGCAAAACCAUGCUGGGAGUUCUGGGGAUGUCUGGAGGAAUGAGAGCAGAGAGCCAGUCCAUGAGGAUAGAGCUUAAGAAAUCCACAAUCAGCAGCACAACAGCCUUUCAAAAUGGAGGGAAAAGCUGAUAGAGCCAGAGACACUAACAGGGAACAUUAAUCAAACAAGCUGCCAACCAUGGUAGUGUUCUAUGGGUCAGAGGUGCUCAGUGUAAAAGUUCCAAUGAAGUACCCUGAGGCAGAAAGAGAGAGGGGGGAUAUUCAGACAAGAGAAAGUAAUUUGUCUCCUCUCUAUUGAGCAGGAAGCUGAGUGGACCAUUGUGUUUUCGUCCAACUGAAAACAAUAUACAUAUUUAAACAUUAUACAAUAAAAUGUUGUACUUGAAAUUAUGUAUAUAUAUUUUUUAAACAAAUUCUAUUCUGUUUUCAUGUCGAUGAAAUCAACUUAACUGCUUUCUUAGUUAACAAUUGGCAUGUGUGCAUUUUUUUAAGGGAAUAUAACCAAUGUGGAUUGUUAGGUAAUGCUGCUACUAACUGCUUUAUGCAUUAGUUAUGUACUGCUUCACCUAGUGAGCUUUUCAUGACGCAUUUUGUUACUGCAUUUAGUACUGAGGCCAAAUCAUUUGGUUUGCGGCAAAUUAAAUGUGUCCUUUAUAUAUCAAGGUUUUUGUAAUGACAUGUAAUUUAAAUUAAAUACUUUUUUGAAAGAUGACCUACUUCAGCAUAUUAAACAGAUAAUAUUGCUAAGCGCAAACAUGCAUUGUGUUCAUAAUAUUUGUCACACCCUGAUCAGUUUCACCUGUCUUUGUGCUUGCCUCCACCCUCCUCCAGGUGUCGCCCAUCUUCCCCAUUAUCCCCAGUGUACUUAUACCUGUGUUCUCUGUUUGUCUGUUGCCAGUUCAUUUUGUUUCGUCAAGACUACCAGCGUUCUUCCCGUGCGUGUCUGUCGCUAGUUCCUGUUUUCUAGCUUUCCUGGUUUUUGACCAUCCUGCCUGCCCUGACCCUGAGCCUGCCUGCCGUUCUGUACCUUGUCACACCACCCUGGAUUACUGACCUCUGCUUGCCCUGACCCUGACUGCCGUUCUAUACCUUUCGGAUUCUGCUCUGGACUACUGACCUCUGCCUGCCGUUGACCUGUCGUUUGCCUGCUCCCCUGUUUCUGUAAUAAACUUUUGUUACUUCGAAACUGUCUGCAUCUGGGUCUUCUCCUGAGCCUUGACAUGUUAAAGUUAUCUAAAAUCACCUUGGAUGCAUUUUAUGCCCAUGUGCAUCAGUUGAACCAGACUCUGUAGCAAGUCAUUCAUCUCACAUUCAUUUACUAAAUAGUCCGUGUUUGAAUUGACUUGCUGUGUGUUAUCAAAUUGAAAAAAUGUAUCAAAACAAAUGGCCAUUUACACCCAUGCUUGUGCUGUGAUACACUAGAGACAAAUUAUCAUGGUCAUCUCGCAAUUGUGGAGCGAUCACUUACAUUGGCCUUUCAGAAGUUAAAAUCAACUCAGUUAACAAGCUGCCUGUGUCUACAAUCACCAACCAUGUGUCCUCUAAGUGAAAGAAUAAUAUUGUUUCCAAUCGAGCAGAUGAGUUACAUUUGCUCAAUCAACCAAUGAGAGACAGUCAAACCAGUGUCAUUAGCUGGGUUUGUUGUGAGUCAAAGGGUAGCGAGACUCCAUGCGGAAAAGUACUAUACUGAAA